Manihot esculenta (cassava) is the source of this 1868-nucleotide messenger RNA. Its product is annotated as pentatricopeptide repeat-containing protein At3g18970. The record is from RefSeq and is a predicted model, not a curated record. The transcript has a single exon. Gene Ontology annotation, biological process: RNA modification. Lineage: Eukaryota; Viridiplantae; Streptophyta; Magnoliopsida; Malpighiales; Euphorbiaceae. The coding region runs from base 177 to 1610 and encodes 477 amino acids. Gene Ontology annotation, molecular function: protein binding; RNA binding.
ACAUAUAUAAGGUUGAGAAUACCUUAAUUUUAUAAAGCCAUAAAAUUUCAAGUUUAAGUUCCGACAAAGAUAGUUAAAAAAAGAGAAUGACAAUUGCCAAGAAAUCCAGUAAACUCUCGAGCAUCAAAGGUUGCAUCUUCACAUGUUGUCUAUCUUGACCUUGCUUUCUUGAAUUCAUGUACAUGCAUGAACUCCCCAGAAUUAGGUGUCUCUCCCUCUUACGCUUGAAGCCAACAACCACGCAGCAAUCCAACCAAAUUCUUGCCCAAUUGAUCAUUCAUGACCUCAAAUCACCUACCCUUUUGGCCAAGCUAAUACAGCAAUAUUGUUCUUUAUCAAGCAGACACCAAGCCCAGUUGAUAUUCACGCACUUUCACAACUCAAACCUGUUUCUCUUUAACACUUUGAUUAGGUGCACCCAACCUCGAGACUCCAUACAUAUUUUAACCAAUUGGAUUCCCAAUAAUGGCCUGGCUUUCGAUGAUUUUACUUAUCUUUAUUUUCUAGGUUCUUGUGCCAGAUCUCCUUCGUUGUCAACAUUAUGGCUGGGAAGACAAGUACAUGCACAAGCCCUCAAAUUUGGGUUUAUGUCAAAUAUUUUGCUGGCAACUACGUUGAUACAUUUCUAUGCCAAUAACAGGGAUGUUUAUUCAGCGAGAAAAGUGUUUGAUGAAAUGACUAAAAGAAGUGUGGUUACGUGGAAUGCAAUGAUAACGGGGUAUAGUUCACAGAAAGAGAAGGCCAAAGAAUGUGCUCAUGAUGCCCUCCUGUUGUUUAGAGACAUGGUGGUUGAUCUUUAUGGAGAGAAACCAAAUGAUAGGACCAUGGUUUGUGUUCUUUCUUCAAGUUCACAACUGGGGGUGCUUGAGAGUGGGGUUUGUAUUCAUGGUUAUAUAGAGAAGACUAUUCGUAAGCCUGAAAGUGAUGUUUUUAUUGGCACUGGUUUAGUUGAUAUGUAUUUAAAAUGUGGGUAUCUGGAUGGUGCUUUAAACAUCUUUUCAGAAAUGAGGGUGAAGAAUGUAUUGACUUGGACAGCAAUGGCUACUGGCUUAGCCAUUCAUGGUAAAGGGAAAGAAGCAUUAGAGCUCUUGGAUGUCAUGGCCGCAGGUGGUGUUAAACCUAAUGCAGUGACUUUCACUAGCUUAUUUUCAGCUUGUUGUCAUUCAUGCCUUGUUGAGGAGGGGCUUCAAUUGUUUCACAAUAUGGAGAGCAAAUUUGGUCUUGAACCUCAAAUACAGCACUAUGGUUGCGUUGUUGAUCUUCUCGGCAGAGCAGGGCACUUAAAAGAAGCAUACGAGUUCAUAGCAGGCAUGCCAGUUAAGCCAGAUGCUAUCUUGUGGAGGAGUCUAUUAAGUGCCUGUCAAAUUCAUGGGGACAUUGUGUUGGGUGAGAAAGUGGCAAAGGUGCUCCUCAACUCACAUCAAGAAAAGAAUUUUACCGUUUCGAAUUAUACAGGUGAGGACUAUGUAGCGUUGUCAAAUAUUUUUGCCUCAGCAGAAAGGUGGGAAGAGGUGGAGACGGUGAGAAAGGAAAUGAAGGUUAAGAGGAUAGAAACAAAUCCUGGUGCUAGUUCAGUUCAAGCCAUUAACGACCACCCUUUCGGAAUUUGAGUGUAGAAUGGAGUAUUAAUUGGGCAGGUGAUAAAAUUCAAGAUGUGAACAGUAGAAGAUAACUAAACGGGAAAUCAGAUGCAGAAACCGAUGAUGAAGAUAGAUGUAAGAUGUGCGUAAAGACAGUAGGAUCAGAAAGAGUAAGUGUGUGGCUAUAACAAUGUAAUGCAGGAAAGAAAGAUCUCACACUUGCUAUUCCCUCGAAAUUGCUUGUGUAAUAAAAGGAGUGAAUUCAUGCAAUGGUUCUAGGUUAUACAA